Messenger RNA from Chrysochloris asiatica (Cape golden mole), 767 nucleotides. It is a transcript of the gene RNF185, whose product is annotated as ring finger protein 185. Gene Ontology annotation, cellular component: endoplasmic reticulum. NCBI's taxonomy places the organism in Eukaryota, Metazoa, Chordata, Mammalia, Afrosoricida, Chrysochloridae. Gene Ontology annotation, biological process: ubiquitin-dependent protein catabolic process. The record is from RefSeq and is a predicted model, not a curated record. The transcript is spliced from 8 exons. The coding region runs from base 99 to 677 and encodes 192 amino acids. Gene Ontology annotation, molecular function: ubiquitin-like protein conjugating enzyme binding; metal ion binding; ubiquitin protein ligase activity.
UGUGCUGGCGUUAACUGUGCUGUGGCUAUUUGCCUUUCAGGAUUUCCUGAAGAUUCCUGCAGAGAUUCUUCACCUCAGAGCUUUGCCGACAGCCAAGAAUGGCGAGCAAGGGACCCUCGGCCUCUACGUCCCCUGAAAACUCCAGUGCAGGUGGACCCAGUGGCAGCAGCAACGGUGCUGGUGAGAGCGGAGGACAGGACAGCACCUUUGAGUGCAAUAUCUGCCUGGAUACAGCCAAGGACGCCGUCAUCAGCCUGUGCGGCCAUCUCUUCUGUUGGCCGUGCUUACAUCAGUGGUUGGAGACCAGACCUAACAGACAGGUGUGUCCGGUUUGCAAAGCUGGCAUCAGCAGAGACAAGGUCAUCCCGCUCUACGGUCGGGGCAGCACUGGGCAGCAGGACCCUAGAGAGAAGACCCCUCCCCGUCCUCAGGGACAAAGGCCAGAACCGGAGAACAGAGGGGGAUUUCAAGGAUUUGGAUUUGGAGAUGGUGGCUUCCAGAUGUCUUUUGGAAUUGGAGCAUUUCCGUUUGGGAUAUUUGCCACAGCAUUUAACAUAAAUGAUGGGCGGCCUCCUCCAGCUGUCCCUGGGACACCUCAGUAUGUGGACGAGCAGUUCCUGUCACGCCUCUUCCUGUUUGUGGCCCUGGUGAUCAUGUUCUGGCUCCUGAUUGCCUAAUGGUGGGCCUCUGGCUACAUCCAUAACAGGACCUCUAAACUGGUGACACACCAUAUCCACUCUUGGUGUUUGGCUGUCUCGCUAACCCUG